This is a messenger RNA of Pelobates fuscus (common spadefoot toad), 3846 nucleotides long. Its product is annotated as keratin, type II cytoskeletal 4-like. Gene Ontology annotation, cellular component: keratin filament. Lineage: Eukaryota; Metazoa; Chordata; Amphibia; Anura; Pelobatidae. Gene Ontology annotation, molecular function: structural constituent of skin epidermis. Gene Ontology annotation, biological process: intermediate filament organization; keratinization. Bases 79 to 2076 code for a protein of 665 amino acids. The transcript has 9 exons. The record is from RefSeq and is a predicted model, not a curated record.
UUUCUUCCCUCUGAUACUUGUUUUUGUGUUUCUGUUUGUUAAUUUCUUGAUUAGAACUAUUUCUUUAUCUUUGUCAAAAUGAGACGGAGUCAGCAGUCAUUUGGUAGCCAGUCAGUGGCAGGUGGAAGGAACUUUACCUCUUCCUCACUUGCAGGUGGAGGUGGUAGUCGUGGAGGUGGUGGUGGUGGUGGUGGUGGUGGAGCAAGAUAUAGCUUCAGUUCAUAUUCUAUGUCCAGAGGUGGUGGUGGUGGAGGUGGUGGAGGUGGUGGAGGUGGCGGUGGUGGAGGGUUUGCACGUUCAUCUGGUGGAUUUGGGUCUAGAAGUCUCACUUUCCUUGGUGGUUCAAAAAAGAUUUCAAUUCCUACUGGCAGUGUUCGUACAGGUGGAGGUAGUUUUGGAGGUGGUGGAUUUGGUGGAGGAGCAGGAGGUGGAGGACUUGGUGGUGGAGGAUAUGGUGGAGGAGGAGCAGGAGGUGGUGGAUUUGGUGGAGGAGCUGGAUUUGGUGGAGGACCGGGAGGAGGAGGAUUUGGUGUAGGAUUUUCUGAUGGCUUUGGACCUGGUGGUCCUGGUUUUCCUGUGUGCCCACCUGGUGGAAUUCAGACAGUAACCAUUAAUCAAAGCCUUCUAUCACCACUAAACUUGGAAAUUGAUCCAUCUAUUCAAAAAAAUAAAACAGAAGAAAAAGAGCAGAUCAAGACCCUCAACAACAAAUUUGCUACUUUCAUUGAUAAGGUAAGAUUUUUGGAGCAGCAAAAUCAAGUUUUGAAAACAAAAUGGAGCCUCUUGCAGGAGCAUGGACAAAAGGGCGGUUCAAAGAGAUACAACUUGGAACCGCUUUUUGAGACUUACAUAAGCAAUCUGAGGAGGUCGCUCGAUAGUCUAAGCAAUGAUAGAGGCCGUUUGGACACAGAACUAAGGAACAUGCAAGAUGUAGUAGAAGAUUAUAAAAACAAAUAUGAGGACGAAAUAAAUAAACGCACAUCUGCAGAAAACGAAUUUGUGGUACUCAAAAAGGAUGUGGAUGCUGCCUACAUGAACAAAGUAGAGCUUGAGGCGAAAGUUGAUGCACUGACUGACGAUAUCAACUUUUACAAGACACUAUUUCAAAUGGAAUUAGAUAACAUGCAGAGUCAGAUGUCCGAUACUUCUGUUAUUUUAUCUAUGGACAACAACAGGGCAUUGAACUUUGAUAGCAUCAUCAAUGAAGUGAGGGUUCAAUAUGAGGACAUUGCAAACAGAAGCAAGCUCGAGGCAGAACAGGAAUUUUCAAUGAAGAUGCAACAUUUACAAAGCGCAGCAGGUCAACAUGGUGACACCCUAAAAAGUAGCAAGAAUGAGAUAGCUGAGCUGAACCGAAUGAUCCAAAGGCUAAAGGCUGAAAUAGAGAAUGUCAAGAAACAGUGUGCCAGUCUACAGGAUGCUAUUAAAGAAGCUGAAGAUCGAGGUGACCGUGCUCUAAAAGAUGCCCAGAAAAAGCUAGAUGAACUUAAUGCUGCCUUUCAAAAGGCCAAGGAAGAUAUGGCGCGACAACUUCGUGAAUACCAAGAGUUAAUGAGCGUAAAACUUGCCUUGGAUAUCGAAAUUGCCACCUACAGGAAACUACUGGAAGGAGAAGAGUUCAGGAUGUCAGGAGAUAUCGCAAGCAAUGUUAGCAUCUCCGUUGUCAGUGGAACAACUUCAUUCGGCUCUGUUGGAGGUGGAGGAGGAUAUGGAACUGGCGGCGGAGGAGAAUAUGGAGCUGGAGGAGGAUAUGUGGCUGGAGGCGGAGGAGUAUAUGGGGCUGGUGGUGGAGGAGGAUAUGGAGCUGGAGGUGGAAGAGGAUAUGGUGGUGGUGGAUUUGGAGCUGGAGGAGGAAGUAUUGGAGGUGGAGGGGGUGGAUAUGGAGGAGGUGGAUACGGAGGAGGAGGUGAAGAUGCAUAUGGGGCAGGAGGUAGCUUUGGAUCAGGUGGAGGAGGUGGGUUUAGUGGUGGAUAUUCUGUUGGUGGUGAAGGUGGCAGUUACAGUUCUGGAGGCAGGCAAGGGAUGGCCAUUGUCUCAAAAACAACUUCCUCCUCUUCAACCAGAAAGGCCUACUAAAACCAACAGUUUCAUUAUAUUAAUGCCUACUUAAACACCUAAAAACUUCAGUAAAUACAGCUGAUGGCAAAACUAUUAGCUUUGCUAAGAAAAUUUAAUUGUGGCAAUCUAUUUUUCAGUGUUUCUUAGUCUAAUCUACAGUGCCUCCAGGUUUCUAACACGUUAACAUACUGACACCAUCCAAUCUAGCUAAAUAGAAAUUUUAGAAAUGACUUACACAGCUAUACGAACCUGAAUUGUCAGCAUCCACUUCCCAACAUUCUGAAAUAGAUUUUUACACAUAUCCAACCAAUUAGAGGCCAGCAGAGAGAAUAUCUUACUUUGCUAAUGACAGUUUUGUCUCUCUGCUUUACUUCCUUUCCAACCUCCAUCCAUCUCCUUCUUUUAUCGACCAGUCCUUCCAGAAUCAAUUAAUGAUGAUAAGAGUUGUUUUUUUAUUUGAUGCAUUUUUUUUUGAGAAAAUAUAUUAAAUAUAUUAAAGGAAAUGUAUUAUUUUAAAUAUAACCUGCAACACUUUCAUAAGAAAUUAUAAACUGGAUACAAUUUAAUUUGCACAAUGAUAUUUUAAAAUAUUCAUUUGCACAUAGUAUUUACACAUUCUUCCAGGGUCAAGUUAUCGAAAGUAUUACAAGCAUUUUGCAUCGUCACUGAAUUGUUUUUUUUUUUUAUUUUUUUUUUUUUGUAAAGGAAUUUACAGGCAUUCUCUGUGUGCUUUAAAUGUUUGUAAUAUUUUCAUACAGACACGGAACAGGUGUUAGAAAAAAAUCUUCAGAUCUUCUCAUAUGUUAUCAUAUCAGGCUGAUGUAACAGGCUUAAUAGUUAUUUUCAAAUGGUUUACAGUCCCAAUCAGCUAUUGUGACGUUUUAGUAGAACAGGCUUGUUUAGACUCUUGACCUGUAAGUUCAUCAUAUUGAUUGUCUUAAAAUGGCUUUUAGAUUUGUAACACUGGUAAACAAUUCCAGGACUGGCAAAUUCAUGCAGAUCUAAAUUGUACAACGUUGUAACAUUGUAGAAACCAGGAGCAGAAACUGUGGAGGAAAAUACAAACAUUAUGUAAAGACUUUGACCCUGAGGAAUACACUUCUUAAAAAAUACCUGCAUUAAAUACCACUUAUCCAUUUUGGGUUUAUUGAUUAACUAUCGAGUUGCAAAACUUCUCAAAAUUUCUAACUUGCUUGGGUUAGAAAUAUUUGAUAACGUGGCUAUCCAAGUGAUACAUUUUACAUCUCGGCUAUUAAUUCAGUGUUUAAUCAUGAAACCCAUUUGUAUUGCUUUGUGGCUAUGUUUUUUCCAUGUUCUAUUUUCAUUAUGUACAUCUUUUUGUAUCUUUCGUUGUAUGUUAUGUGUUCGCAUGUUCCAGAUCUUUGCAUCCGAACUACUGUAUUAGUGCAAAUAUUGGUAUACUGUUCAAACUUUGAAAUACUGCUUGGCCCUCUUAAAUACUUUCAAACUUUCUGAAGUAUACCGUACAUCUAUGAGUUACUCUUAUAUGAAACAAACAUCGAAUAAAUAUGUAAAUAUUUGUAAGGUAUUAUAUUGAACCAUUUACAAACAAAUUUGUGAAAGUAAAAAAAAAUGCUCUUUCAUGCCCAACUUGCAGAUCAUUUGGACAUAUUUUACAAUUUGCGAACUGUUUAUUAAACAGUGAGUUGCUUUACAAUGUCAAUUAUCCUUCACAAAUCUCUAGAUAAAACAAUACCUUUGAAUUCUUUCUAUGCAAUAUUCAUUUCUGUCUGGACUGUUUAUCUAAUAAACUGCAUAUUAAACACC